UUUGCUUUCGAAUCUUGUAUCCGUUUUAUUGAAAAAAAAGCUCAUGAGAGCAAACAUCAUGGUGGACAAAUAUCUUAUUGGAUUGAUCUUCAAACAAUAAUACAAACUCAACAAAUCAAAGCUCCAACACUGACAGUUAUCAAUGAAAUCAAAUGGCUAGAUGGUCGGCUUGGUCCGUAUCAGGCUGUUAUUAGUGAACAGCUGGCAAUUCAUAUAUUUGAUCUUGAUUUAUGUAGUCUCUAUCUACGAUUCAAAGCUUUCUUCGUGAUAUAUCAUACAACAACUGCAUCGACAAUAUCCAACUUAAAAAAUGUUUCAUUUACAGAACAAGGUUCUAAUACUCAACAACGUACAGCAUCAACAAUUACAGUAUAUAGUGAACGUUCAGCUACAACCAAUAAUGAAAAUGUUCCAGGUGGAGUAUCACCAACAUCAUUAGGUGAAUAUUGCUUAUCAACAUCUAAUAUUAUACAUGAGUCGAAGAAAAAUGGUGAUAAGAACAUGUCAAAUCUGAAGCACAAACGACGUAAACAUUCUCACGAUGAAACAUUAUCAACGACAUUGUUACACCUAUCUGACAAUACAGAUCGUGAAUCCAAUGACAGUGAAAGUGAACUACCCGUUAAUGAUGAAUCUCGUGGUCAUACAAAUCAAUUAUCAACAACUGCGACACCUACAUUUGCUGGUCAUUGUGUCGUAGAAAACAAUAAGAAGUCUAAGAAGAAACCAGCCAAAUCAUCAUCUUCAGGUGUGCAGCAACUAUUGGCUUUCAUGACUAAACUUGAGUCUCAAUAUUUGAGACCUCUUCUUGUUGAACAAGAACGGAUCGAAGCAAUAACAAAAUGCUUGUCUGAUAAUAAAAAAAAGAUUCAAAACGUCUUAAGGAAACAAAAGAUGAACAUUGCAUUACUUGAAGUGGAUGACAAAGAUGAAUCGACCAACAAUCAAACUUUUCUAUCUUCUCUGGAACACAAAUUACCUGAUGGUAUUGUUAUUGAUUUACUUCAAAAAAAUGGCAUUAAAGAACAUGCUAAUCGUUAUGUAACAUCUCUCAUGGAUGUACUUUUUAAGCCCGAAGAAUUAUUGGUUAUGGAAACAAAAGAUAUACCAAAAGAUGAACGAUAUAUUAUGCUGAAAGGUUUGUAA
Rotaria sordida is the source of this 1146-nucleotide messenger RNA. The record is from the annotation of a GenBank genome assembly. Lineage: Eukaryota; Metazoa; Rotifera; Eurotatoria; Philodinida; Philodinidae.